Diversispora eburnea is the source of this 480-nucleotide messenger RNA. Lineage: Eukaryota; Fungi; Glomeromycota; Glomeromycetes; Diversisporales; Diversisporaceae. The record is from the annotation of a GenBank genome assembly.
UUUCCGGAAGAAAAACGUGUAAUCCAUGAUGCAGUACAUAAACGCUUCCCUUUCUUGACAUAUACUAAUUCUAAUGCGUGGUAUCGAGAUGUUUUUAAAUAUACCGAUUCAGAAGCUAAAUGUCCAAUAUGUAAAGAGAAAGUUAUAAUUGCUAAACAGUCACCAGAAACUCAGGUAAAGGUAUCAAGCAAAAUUAGUAACUCACCAAUUCAUCCAAACAAAAAUCGCCUUUAUCAGUAUGCCAUCGAACAUAAAAUAGAUCCCGAGAAAUUCUCAGUUAUUACUGAGGCUGAGAAAAAUAGAUGGGCCGUGGGAUGUUUUCGUGGAGAUUUGGAGAGGGAUAUACGGUUCUAUCGCGGUGGAAUAGAGAGGAAGGAUGAUCCUAGAAAAUAUUGCAAAUUUUUAACAGAUCGGGAGAGGCUGGUUAGUGAAGAGUUAUUACGUUGUAGUAUAUUAAAGAGUGGUUUAAGUACUGCAUAG